Molecule: messenger RNA, 622 nt
Organism: Psammomys obesus (fat sand rat)
Lineage: Eukaryota; Metazoa; Chordata; Mammalia; Rodentia; Muridae
Gene: Rpl18a
Product: ribosomal protein L18a
Exons: 5
Coding region: 57-587 (176 amino acids)
Biological process (GO): translation
Cellular component (GO): cytosolic large ribosomal subunit; ribosome
Molecular function (GO): structural constituent of ribosome
Source: RefSeq, a predicted model, not a curated record
CUGCGCGAAAAGCAACACUUCCUUUUGUGAGUGGCGGCGGAGUUGGACGGACUGCCAUGAAGGCGUCGGGCACGCUUCGGGAGUAUAAAGUGGUGGGGCGCUGCCUGCCCACCCCAAAGUGCCACACACCACCCCUGUACCGAAUGCGCAUCUUCGCACCCAACCAUGUGGUGGCCAAGUCCCGGUUCUGGUACUUCGUGUCCCAGCUGAAGAAGAUGAAGAAAUCAUCCGGGGAGAUUGUGUACUGCGGGCAGGUGUUUGAGAAGUCGCCGCUACGGGUGAAGAACUUCGGCAUCUGGCUGCGCUACGACUCCCGCAGCGGUACACACAACAUGUACCGAGAGUACCGGGACCUGACCACCGCUGGUGCGGUCACCCAGUGCUACCGUGACAUGGGUGCCCGGCACCGUGCCCGCGCGCACUCCAUCCAGAUCAUGAAGGUGGAAGAGAUUGCAGCGGGCAAGUGUCGCCGGCCAGCUGUCAAGCAGUUCCACGACUCCAAGAUAAAGUUCCCGCUGCCCCACCGUGUGUUGCGGCGCCAGCACAAGCCGCGCUUCACCACCAAGAGGCCCAACACCUUCUUCUAGACCCAGAGACCCGCAGAAUAAAAGUCUUGAGCGUC